Messenger RNA from Eurypyga helias (sunbittern), 1845 nucleotides. RefSeq names its product ephrin type-A receptor 3. The record is from RefSeq and is a predicted model, not a curated record. The annotation marks the transcript as partial. The transcript has 12 exons. Gene Ontology annotation, cellular component: neuron projection. Gene Ontology annotation, molecular function: protein binding; transmembrane-ephrin receptor activity; ATP binding. Lineage: Eukaryota; Metazoa; Chordata; Aves; Eurypygiformes; Eurypygidae. Gene Ontology annotation, biological process: protein phosphorylation; axon guidance.
UGUAAAGGGUAUCCAAACUUACUAAAUUACAAAAUGGUUUAUUUCCAAAAGCAGGAACAAGAGACAAGCUAUACUAUUCUGAGAGCCAAAGGCACCAAUGUUACCAUCAGUGGCCUCAAACCUGAUACCACCUAUGUCUUCCAAAUUCGAGCCCGAACUGCAGCUGGAUAUGGGACAAACAGCCGCAAGUUUGAAUUUGAAACCAGUCCAGAUUCAUUCUCCAUUUCCAGUGAGAAUAGCCAGGUCGUAAUGAUUGCCAUUUCAGCGGCAGUGGCCAUUAUUCUCCUCACAGUUGUGGUGUACGUCUUGAUUGGGAGAUUCUGUGGAUACAAGAAGUCUAAACACGGCACUGAUGAAAAAAGACUGCAUUUUGGGAAUGGCCAUUUAAAACUCCCAGGCCUGAGAACUUACGUAGAUCCGCAUACAUAUGAGGAUCCCAAUCAAGCUGUGCAUGAAUUUGCCAAGGAACUAGAUGCUUCCAAUAUAUCCAUUGAUAAAGUAGUUGGAGCAGGGGAAUUUGGAGAAGUGUGCAGUGGGCGCCUGAAGUUGCCUUCUAAAAAGGAAAUUUCAGUGGCUAUCAAAACCCUGAAAGUUGGCUACACAGAAAAACAGAGAAGGGACUUCCUGGGAGAAGCAAGCAUCAUGGGACAGUUUGACCACCCUAAUAUCAUUCGAUUAGAAGGAGUCGUCACUAAAAGUAAACCAGUCAUGAUUGUUACUGAAUAUAUGGAAAAUGGUUCCUUGGACAGCUUCCUACGGAAACAUGAUGCCCAGUUCACAGUCAUCCAGCUAGUAGGCAUGCUUCGAGGGAUCGCAUCUGGCAUGAAAUACUUGUCAGAUAUGGGUUAUGUCCAUCGAGAUCUAGCUGCUCGUAAUAUCCUCAUCAAUAGUAACCUGGUAUGCAAAGUCUCAGAUUUUGGUCUCUCUCGUGUACUGGAAGAUGACCCAGAAGCUGCUUACACCACAAGGGGGGGCAAGAUUCCUAUCCGAUGGACAUCACCAGAAGCCAUUGCAUAUCGGAAGUUCACAUCAGCCAGUGACGCAUGGAGCUACGGGAUUGUUCUCUGGGAGGUGAUGUCUUAUGGAGAGAGACCAUACUGGGAGAUGUCCAACCAGGAUGUGAUUAAGGCUGUGGAUGAAGGGUACCGCUUGCCACCUCCCAUGGACUGCCCAGCUGCCUUGUAUCAGCUGAUGCUGGACUGCUGGCAGAAAGACAGAAACAACAGACCCAAGUUCGAGCAGAUUGUCAGCAUCCUGGAUAAGCUGAUCCGUAAUCCCAGCAGUCUGAAAAUAAUCACCAAUGCAGCGGCAAGGCCAUCAAAUCUUCUUCUGGACCAAAGUAACAUUGACAUUUCAGCCUUCCGCACGGCGGGUGAUUGGCUCAAUGGUUUUCGGACAGGACAGUGCAAAGACAUUUUCACGGGUGUGGAGUACAGUUCCUGUGAUACCAUAGCCAAGAUUGCUACAGAUGACAUGAAGAAAGCUGGCGUGACAGUUGUGGGGCCUCAAAAGAAGAUUGUUAGCAGUAUCAAAGCUCUAGAAACUCAUACAAAGAACAGCCCUGUUCCUGUGUAAGGUACCAAAAUGAUGUUGCUCAGGAAAGAAAAAAAAAAAAAAGAGAAAAGUGGCAUCACAGGGCAAAAGUGAUGGCUGAUAAACAGCAGAAUUUAAAGGAGUUCUUUGCAACAGCUUUGGAAACAUAAUGGUUGAAAUUUCAAACCCACUAAGACACUCAAAUAUUGAGUAUAAAUGCCUUAAAAAUAGGAGUGAACUUGUUUUCUAUCUGUUAAUCCUAAAGGGUGGGUGCUCUUGACUGACUGUUAACGCAGAUAGUAAAUUUCAAAA